CCACCGAGAGUCAACAAUCUCGUCGCGUUUUUUUUUUGUAUUUUGCUUGCAUUGCGCUGAUGCAGCCUCAGCAGAAAAUAAGUGUAAUUGGCAGCAAGUUUUAAUCCCUAGAUUUGCCAUCAUGGCAUAAGAAGAUAAAAGUGAAGUGAGUUCGCGUUGAAUAAGUGCGGAAAUCGCUCAAGGUACGGGAAAUGUCGUGCGUAGUCGUUGUCCGAGAGGGGGGAUCCGAUUCGCUGGCAAAGUGAGUGCGAGUAGGGUUUGAUUUCUGUUUAAUUCAUUAAGAGACGGGGGAAAUAUCUCUAGAUAAAGCACAGGUUGUGGAGUGCGAGUAGGACGAAGUGCGACCUUGUCAGCCAAGGAAGUGGCAGAUUUGGAGGAUUUUGAUUACGUGGGGGUGAAAAUCGCGAAAUGAGUUUCGCGGGGAAGUGGCUUUGGGCUGGGCUGGUGCUGUUGGUGGUAGGCCUGUUGGGCGGCAGUCAACCGUCGGAGGGAGCCCACCUGCGGGGAUCGUUUACGGUGGAUCAGUUCUUCCGGUUUCUGAUCAAGUUUGGCUUCCAGAAGACGGAGAAACACUCGCAGCAAAAUACGGAAUCGGAUACGUUCGGAUACAUCUAUGGAAAUGUUACGUCGAGGGUGAACUUUACCGUCCCGGUUACGUUGGCCGUGCUGGAUAAGCACAACUUUCUGGAGUACUACGCCAAUCGGAACAACUUCGAUCAGGAUGUGGCCUGCCAGCGGAUGUUCGACAAGCUCGACAAGGUGGCAUUCAAUAGCAAGUGCAACAAAGGGGCGGAAGCAGAUUACCUGCGGAGGAUUCCCUGCGAGCGGGGGAGGUUGUGUGCGGAUGAAGACAGUCCGGCGAAUGUGGUGUCUGGAAGUCAAUUUACCUACGUGAUUAGCGAUCCCAAUGUUCCAAGAUUCUGGUACAUUUCGAUGGUAGCUUGCUACCAGAAUGUGAGCACUUGUCAGUGGCAUCACUACGACUACCGGAAGUAUCACAGCGAACCACCGGAGAUCGACUUCGACAUUCAGCUAGUCAACGGGAAUCCCAAUCGGCAGAGUGUCUCGUUUUUCAAUCCGCUGCUGUUCCACUUCUCGUUCGACCAUCAGAACACUCUGGAGAUGUAUCUGAUCUUCUUCGUUAUCUAUCUGGUGAUGGUUCCGCUGCAAAUCUACGCCGUUCGGCUGCAGAAACAUCCGGUGACGCGGCUGUUCACGGUCAGCUUGCUGCUGGAGUUCAUAAGCGUCUGCCUGCUGCUGACGCACACCGUUCGCUACGCCAUGAAUGGUGUAGGAAACGAGAACCUGGCCAUUACCGGGGAUAUCUUCGACAUCUUCAGUAGGACUUCAUUCAUGCUAAUUUUGUUACUGCUGGCUAAGGGCUGGGCGGUUACGCGGUUGCAAAUCUCCGUCAGCAGUUGGAUCCUGCUGAUGGUGAUUUGGAUUCCCUACUGUGCAAUACACGUGCUGCUGUAUAUUUGGAACAGGACGGAAGUUGACAUCAUUUCCGACAUUGACGAGUACCAAACUUGGCCCGGGUGGUUGGUGCUUGCGUGCAGGUCAACCAUGAUGCUGUGGUUCCUGUGGGAGCUUCGUAUCACGAUGAAGUACGAACACUCGACGCAGAAGCUGGACUUUCUGCUGCACUUCGGGGCUUCCAGCCUGGUGUGGUUCAUCUAUCUGCCGAUCGUGGCGAUCAUCGCGGUGAACGUGAACCCGCUGUGGCGAUAUAAGCUGCUAUUAGGAAUAACAAAUUCAGCCGACUGUUUGGCGUAUUGCGUGAUGAUGGGAUUGCUGUGGCCAAAUCGUGCCGGCCAGUACCUUCUGUUGACCGGGUCCAACUAUGCAGGCAUGGACGAGCUGGACGAAUUCAACGAGGCACCGCACAUUGUGCACUCGGACGUCCUGCGGGUGGGCUGCGACGAUGACUACGCGGACAACGAUGAUGAUGACGAAAUCGAGACCCUGGUGCUCAGCACCGACGACCUGCUGAACACGGGCAGCAACGGGGGCACCGGUCCGGAACCAGCGCCAACGAUCGUCAGCGGUGGUGGCAGCAAACCGCUGAUACUGAACGGCCGAAGUCGGAACCACCUCUAGAGGGAGUGAGAGGCUAUUUCUAGUAUGUAGAAGCAUUUUCCCCAGACUGCAGCAGCACUUGUUGUGUAAGUAUGUUUUUUUAACUAACACUAUACUUAGAUUCUUGUUUAUAGAAGUAUGUACCAUUAUUAUCGCUGGGAUUGGAAACGAAUUUUGUAAAUAGUAGGUCAAACGAGAUGAUUUUAUAAACAGUGAUUAACAGUGAAAACCUUUUUCUAAUCCGUCGCGCGGUGGGAUUAUAUUGAUUGAUUGUGAAUCUUAAACGAAAAUCAGAGACGAAUCUUAUUGGUAGGAACAUUUUCUAAAACAACUAACAGCUCAUGUGCCAUAAGAGAGAGAGAUAGAGAGAGAGAAAGCCGGUUCAAUUCGCGCAGAUUUGUUGUUUCUACGGAUAGUUUUGUAGUGUCGACGGUGCCCCCAAUGCUUAGAUGUAGCCUAGCAAGCAACGCGGCUUUGCACUAGAAUAGAACAUUUCGGUUUUAGAACUUUUGCGACAUUGAUGGCUAGAAGAACAAACAAAACAAACAAAAAACGUUAAUCCAAUGCUCCACUCAUGGUAGGAAAUAACUAGGCAAAUAUGAUUAUGGCACCUUCCAAUAGUUUAGGAUAGAAUGGAAAACGGCGUGUGAUAUAGGAAGAAACAUAGCAAUUAAUCGCAGCAAACGGAAGAAUUAGUACAGAAGUGUUAUGUAGGCUUUUAGGGUAGAAGUUUUACUGAAGAUUAUAUAGAACCGAAGAAGGCAACGAAUGCCAAAGAGACUGGAUGUUCAGUUAGAUGCAAACAUUGAUCGAUUCUCUUCGUAGGUUUUCUCAACGGCUACCAAAACGUUUUCAAUCAUGUCCAUCGUAUUGGAUGCUAGAUAAAAUAGCUUCUGCUUCUUUUAUGACUGAGAAAAAAUCGACGAGGAUAAUCGAUCGGUGUUACAUUGGACCGUUUAACAAAAUUAUUUGGAUUGGAAUACAGUCCGCUAGCAAAUCCGUUCGGAGAUUUAACCUUUGAAAGACAGAAGGUGAUAUUGUGUCUGUUUCUUAGCGUUUGUAUCAGAAAACGGAACAACCAGUCUGCUUGGUAUGUUGUCUUCGAUAAAACUUAAUUAGCUGUGUACUAGGGUGCUUCAUUCUCCAAAAUGAAGCUCCUUACUAUGUAGGGUAAGGUGGGGCAAGAUGGAACAGCUACGACAUUUCUGAAUUAAUUUGCUUGUCAAUAUCAACAGGUUCAAUGCAGCUUUUUCAAUCCAACAUUGGGGCUACAUUAAGCCCGUUGAUGUUCUUCUUUCUGGAGGGAAUUAAAGCCGUUGGUCCCGGCCCAUGUGUGUUGAAUGAAUGGGUGCGAUAUCCGUCAAUGGAUGGCACUAGAUUGAGGAACAGAGACCGACGUUAAAUAAAGGAAAGAAGGCUAAGCCCGUUGACAAACAAAAAUAUAAUUAAAUCAUGUAGAUGACCUAUUUUGCCCCACCUUACCCUACUACCUACCUAACCAACAAGUAUUUCAACAACUGCAAUUUAGUAUCAUUUCGCUUUCAAAACACCAUUUCAUUUGUAGCCGUCGCAUUUGAGCAAAUUUGCAGUUUUAACGCUCCUAACUUAAGUAUUCACUUUUCUAUCGUCUGCAUAUCGCCAGUGGUUCCCAAAUCGGUGAAUGUUGUGGCCCUUGUUUUUAAUUCACAUUCGGUAUUUUUUUUAUCCAGCUCAACCCCGACUUUCAAGGUUUUUGAGUUCAGGUUAUUGUUGUUGAAAUUUGCUUUAGCACUUACCUCGUAAAUCUUGAGAUUUGUGCUUUUGGAAUUGCAAAGUGUGAUGAGAUAAAGGACUCUACAUGGUAUCACUUAUGCUAUAUUGGGAAAGUAAAGGAUCUAUUCUAUUUAGCAUGCAGCCGUUUGGCAGAAUACCAUUUGGCAUAAUGACAACGGAUUCAUAACCGUAGUCAACGUAGCAAAAUUCGAGUCUUUGAUUCAAACGUGAAAUCUGUGUUGUUAUACGCCAGCGAGACGUGGUGUGUAUCAGCGGAGGACAGUCAAAAGCUGCAGAUCUUCAUCAACCGAUGCCUGUGGUAUAUAAUUCACAACUGGAUCUCUAAUGCUGAGCUCCAUCGUCGAUGUCAUCAGAAACCGAUAUCAACAGAAAUUCGAGAGCAAAAGUGGAGGUGGGUCGGCCACACACUACGAAGGGGCGGAAACGAAAUUUGCAAGCAAGCGCAGGAUUUGAACCCGGCAGGACGUCACAGCAGAGGCAGACCCAGGGGCUCAUGGCGGCGGAGCCUCAACAAGGAAAUAAAGGAAGUCGACGGGAAUCUGACCCGGGCGCAGGUCAAGGCAAAAGCGAGCAGCUUCUACGACACGUUCAAAUUGUUACUCCAUGUUUGCUGCACUGAAGUAGCAAUUUCAGGUGAAAUGGGGCUCCGAUUUCCGAGAUUUGUGUAAUUGCAAAUUCGAAGUGGAAGUGCAUGUAUAGCCUACGCAGCGGCCAUUUGUGGACUCUACAAGGAGUCACCUUAAUUAAUUGGCGUUAGUUUGAAGGUAGUGGUAGUAAAAUUACGUUUAUUUCUGUUAAUUAUGCUUUUACAUUGUUUUAACAUUUUAUUGAUUGGCCUUGACAUUGAUUAGCCUUUCAGGCUCUUCAUCUUUGUUUAAUUUGUUAUUUUAAUAUACGUAUUCACGUUUUUCUACUACUCUACAGAAUACCCCUUGGGUGGUGUGUUAUAUAUGAAUUAAAAAAAAAGUGAUAACCUACCUAACUACGAGUAUAACAUAGCCUAACGUGCAAGAUCACGUAUGAUCCGUAUGAUGAGUUGAUCUGAGACAGGUGUCUCUGAACCUUCCCAGGAUAAAAACUCUCCGUUCUUCUAAUGUCUGAAUUCCAGCCAGGAGGUGGAUCUCAGAAUUUCUAGUUCGCGGGGGACUGUUUAGGAUCUUGUUCUGGAUCCUUUGGAGUUUAAGGUGAUGGCAUUUGGCGCAGCUCUCCGAGAUUGGCACACCGUACUGGAUUACGGGAAUGAUGAUUUGUUUGUAGACAGUAAGCUUAUUUUUCAGGGACAGGGUAGACCUCCUGUUGAUGAGUAGAUACAGGGAUCUUAUCAGGAUGUUACACUUGGUUUUCUUUUUAUCAGCGUGCUCCCUGAAAAUCAGUAAGCUUUCUAGUGUUAAGCCGAGGUAGACUACCUCUUUCGACCAUUCCACCACUGUGCCGUUCAGGCAGAUCUUAUUAUUCUCCGACGGAACAAGUCUGGGAGAUUUAGAGUGUGGAAAGAUGAUGACCUGGGUCUUUGUCGCGUUGAUACGGAUCUUCCAGCUGUUGAAAUAUUCAGACAGGACGUCCAGGCCUCUCUGAAGUUUGGCAGUCAGAGCUCCGAUGACCCUACCCUUGUAGACGAUGGAUGUGUCAUCUGCGAGCAGAGGCAACAAUCCACCAUCAGGGAGAGCCGGCAUAUCGGAGGUGAACGGGUUGAAUAGAAUGGGGCCAAUAAUGAUUCCUUGUGGAACCCCGGCACCGAUGUUGAAAGCAUCCGAUGCCAUUCAGAGAUACUCGGAGCGUCUUGUCCGAUAGAUAAUUAUUUAUUAUCUUCACUAGGAAGAUUGGAAGACCGUAUUGCUGCAAUUUGAACACCAGGCCAUCGUGCCAGACAUUGUCGAACGCUUUUUCAACGUUCAACAACGCCAUGGCAGAUGUUUUCGACACAGACUUGUUCCGUCUGAGAAUGUUUGUUACUCGAGUCAGCUAGUGGACAGUCGAACGACCUUUCCGAAAACCAAACUGUUCCUCGAGUAAGAUGUUGUUUUGUUCGGUAGAUGUUAGGAGCCGGUGGUAGACUGCUCUUUCGAACAGUUUUGAUAACCCUGAGAGAAGGCUGAUUAAUCGAUAACUUGAAGGAGAGGACGGAUCCCUCCCAGGUUUCCGGAUGGGUAUGACUUUAGCUGACUUCCAGCACGAGGGGAAGUAGCCAAGUCGGAGGCACAGAUUAAAAAUCAGUGCUAGAUGGUUGUAGAAUCUGGAACUCAAGUGUUUGAGUUCCAGAUUCAGGAUGUUAUCGAAGCCAGAGGCCUCCAUGUUGUUAGAUGAUUUGAUAUAGGGCAACAGUUCGUCAGCAGAAAUCUCGGAUUCCUCGGAAAAUAUGUUGGGAAUCUGAUGAAGAUUGGUUGCAUUUUCAGCAACCUCAGCUUGGUGAGGGCUGACGAUGUUUUGUCCGAGAUUAUGGGAGCUGACAAAGUGUUGACCUAUCGUGGCAGCCUUCUCUUCAGGAGUUAUCAGAUGAAUCACUGGGUCGCCGGGACUAUCCAGUGGGGUCAGUGGUUGAAUGGGUCUUGACUUAUUUUUAAGGAUUUUGGUUAGUUUCCAAAAAGAGUUUUGCACAAUCUGGGAGAGAGCGGAUCCUGUUAGCAAAGUUCUGAUUUCUGAGGUCCACCAUCCUAGCUUGGAUGGUUUUUGUUAGGCGAUUACAGUGGGUCUUCAAGGCAGGCAAGCCAGAACGCUGGUAUUCCCUUCGAAUGGAGUUACGGAGUCUAAUGAGAGUUUUGGUAAUUCUAUCAAGGUUCAGAGUAUUGCUCACCUGUCUGGAUACUGGCACGUGUUGUUCCCUGGCCCGAGGUAUCGCCUCCUCGAUAGAACGCAGACACCGGUCAACGUCUUCGGGCGUCUCCGGAAGGACACCGUAGUCGAUAGUGGAGUCGACACAGCGUUGGAACUGUUGCGUCGGGAAGCUUCGAAUCAGUUGACGGAUGAGCCCACAUCGCCCACAACCGGAUAGUGGUCCGAACUCAGCUCCUGGUGGGUCACAGGUUGCGAGAUGUUGCUGACGAAGAUGUCGAUGGUGGAGUGUACGCCAGACCGGAUCAAGCAGAUGGGAGAGUCCGGCACUAUUAUGGUGUAGUGAGCCUCUUGCAGGUCGUCGUUCAGGAUUGUGCCGUUUUGGUUGCGUCGACUGUUGCCCCAAGCCUGGUAUUUGGCGUUCAGGUCGCCAGCGAAGAUGUAGUUCUCACAGCGUCGAGUUAGUCUGAUGAUAUCUCUCCGCAGGUCUGCUGCCGACCCGUCUCUGAUGGUGACUUGUUUGCGACAGUAGGCCGCAAUGAUGGUAAUAGGGCCGAUAGGAGUGGAGACUUCCACACCCACCGCUUCAAUCAUCUUCAGCUGGAAACUCGGUAGCAGUCGACAGCCAAUAUUUCUCCUUAAUGCCAUAGCCACUCCUUUAUCUCCGGCUUCAGGUGUGUUUCGGUGAUGACGGCGAUGUCAAUGCUAUGCUCAUUGAGAAAAUCAACGAACUCAAUGAUUUUGCUCUUGAGCGAGCAAGCGUUCCAGUUGACUAUUUUGAUGGCUUCACUGUCCAUACUUUUGCACGAGGGACAUAACUGCACGAAUCUAUUCAGGUAGUGUCUUGGGGGUGCGCAAGAUUAUGAUCACCUCAGUCACUAGGAUCACUAGUUCGUCGCUUGUGAGUGGAGAAUUGUCUUCUGACUCACCUGACACAGCACGGGUGUACGAUAAUCCCGGUGCAGUAGAACCAUGGCUCGGCUGAGCCGCAGCGGCAGUGAGGCGAUACUGAACUGAACGGUGGCUGGGACGCGCUUGAUCUGAUGUUGUAUUCGCAACGGGGGGGGGUCGCUGGUAUAGUGGAAGCGGUGCUAGGUUCGGGACCAUAUGACGAGCCUGAAGUACUGGAACGUGUCCAUGUUGACAAUAGGAGCACGAUUAUUGCGGUGUCGACCAGGAUGGUUCGUCGUGGACGCCUGUUGUCGGAUCUGGAUGAAGGCCGCUCGCUUGGGACAUCUCCUAUCGCUGCCCAGAUGAUUGGAAUCACAGUUCACGUACUUAGGUUCAGCUUCUUCUUCCUUCUUGCAGGCGGUAGUAUUGUGAGCCCCAGCACAUUUGCCACAACGAGCCUUCAUGUGACAAUAAUUCUUCGUACCGUGCCCAAAUGCCAGACAAUUAGUGCACUGUGUCACGUCACGGUGCCAAGGGCGAUACUGUUCUCACUGAAUCACGAUGUUGAACAGCGCGCGAAUCUGCCACAGAGCAGCCACACUGGUUGAGCCCUUAUCGAAGUGCACCAAGUACAACUGGUCACGGAGUGCACUGGUUUCAUCACGUCUCGCAAUGGAAAAAAAAUGUUGAUUGGUUGCAGAUGAAGGUGCUCUAAUUCCGCUUUAAUCUUCGCACCAGGGAGAUUUGGAAGACCACGGAUCACCGUUUUCAGUGGUUUGCUUCCAGGGACGUCGUGAGUGUAGAACUCAAACCGGUUCAACUGAAGAAAAGUGCCAACAGCGUUGUAGUCCGCCAGCGUCGAGCACAAGAUUUUGAUUUCCGUGCUGCACAGCUUGAACAGCGGAUGGAUUUGAUUUUUAGCCAGUUCAUUCAUGAGGCAACCUUUCCAUGUGGUUGCUGGCACCUUUCUUGCGAGGCCUUUUCGGGGCAUCUUGAACGGAUGCGGUUGCAUCGGAACUUUGGCGACCCAUCACCUUUUGUUUUUUCAACGGGUGAGUGGAGGCAUUCAAUUGUUGCUCCACUACCGCCGAUUUAGCGUCUACCACAAGAGAGGCGAGAACUGACAUGGCACGUUGCUAGCCAAAGCGAAAACUCGCGACGGGUUCCACGACCAAACGAUCGACUUAAAACACCGAACGACUCGAGAGAGCGAGCGAAAAUAAAAUCGGACUGUACAGCUUGAUGGUCAAGCAGAGAAUGUUAGUUUGAAGGCCUACAAGAUGCCUAUAUCUAUGUAAAAAAACAUUGAAUCGAUUGGUGAUGGUCCCAUCUUGUGCAAAUUUCGCGAAGAGAUCCAAUUUGACCGAUUCUUCCCAAAAUACAUGAUAGCAUCAAUAGAAAAACUGAUUUGGUGCCCGGCAAACGAUCUUAAAUAGCAUCUUUACAUUAUAAAAAUAACAGGGUGAUCAAAUGUCAUACAUUUCAUACUGUGAAAACCUAAAAAAAUGAUAUUUUUGUCCGAUUCUCCUCAAAAUACAUGAGAGAAGGUAAUAAAGCAUAUGAAUCUAAUGCCACCCAUUUCAUAUUGUGUAGACCUAAAAAUUUGUAUAUUUUGCCAGAUUCUCCUUAAAAUACAUCCAUUUCCAAAUGGGUGCUGUUUGAGAUCAUUUCCAGGGCGUAAAAAAAAAAGUUUCCAAACGCUUCACCAGCUGCUACCAUGUAUUUUGGGGAGAAUCGGGUGAAAUGGACCAUUGAUUGAAAUCUACACAGUAUGAAACAGGGGGCAUUUCUGAUAAUUUAAACGAUGAAUCGGUGCUACUUGAAUUCAUUUUGCUGGCGCCACAUGUUUUCAAAUGUGUAGGUUCUAUCAUAUAUUUUGGAGAAAAUUGGGCAAAAUUUAUUAAAUAGGUGGCAUUCGAUUCCCCGGAUGUAUGUGGGUGCUAUUUGAGAUCAUUUCCCGGGCGCCAAAUCUGUCAAAAUUUCAAAAUGGCACUCAAUAUGGCGGCUUCCGAUUUCAGAAUAAGUGGGGAAUACUAUCAAACCCGAGAUCAAACCCCCAUAUAUAUGGAUAUUUUUGGAAUCGGAGUGACGUCUAGAGAUCGGUAAUCGAUAUGCGACGUUAUUUUGAAAACCAAGAUGAUCGCAUCCGGUUUAAGUAAAACUGGGAAAUACUGUCAAAUACCCAUCAAUCUAUGUAUUUUUGGAAUCGGGGUGACGUCUGGAGUCGGAAAUCGAUUUGCGACGCCAUUUUUGAAUCCAAGAUGGCGGGUUCCGGUUUAAGAAAAAUGAGAAAUACUGUCAAAUACCCAUCAAUAUAGGUAUGUUUUGAAUUGCGAUGACGUCUAGAGACUGAACAUCGAUAUCUGACGCCAUUUUGAAAUCAAAGAUGAUGGCUUCCGUUUUAAUAAAAACUGGGAAAUACUGUCAAAUUCCCAUCAAUAUGGGUAUUUUUGGUAUCAAGCUUAUGUCUAGAGGCCGGAAAUUGAUCUCCGAUGACAUUUUGAAAACCAAAACGGUGGCUUCCGGUUUAAGAAAAAGUGGGAAUUACUGUUAAAUACCGAUCAAUAUAGGUAUUUUUGGAAUCGGAAUGAUGUCUGGAGCCGGAAAUCGAUAUCGGACGCUUUUUAAAAAUCUAAGUUGGCGACUUGCGAUUUCAGAAAAGUGGGAAUUACUGUCAAAUACCCAUCAAUAUGUAUAUUUUUGGAAUCGGGGUGACGUCUAGAGAUCGGAAAUCGAUAUGCGACGCUAUUUUUAAAUCCAAGAUGUCCGCUUCCGGUUUAAGAAAAAGUGAGAACCAUCAUAUACCAUCUGUAUAGGUAUUUUUAGAAUCGGGAUGACGUCCAGAGGCUGAAAAUCGAUAUCCGACGCCAAUUUUAAAUCCAAGAUCGCGGCUUCCGAUUUAAGGAAAAAAGGGAAAUGCUGUCAAAUCCUCAUCAAUAUAGAUAUUUUUGGAAUCGGGAUGACAUCUAGAGGCUGGAAAGUGAUAUCCAACGCCAUUUUGAAAUCCAAGAUGGUGGCUUACGAUUUCAGAAUAAGUAUAAAAUACUGUCAAAUACCCAUUAAUAUGGGUAUUCUUGGAAUCAGGAUGACGUCUAGAGGCCGAAAAACAAUAUUCGAUGCGAGGGGUGCGACACAUCUAAAUCUCGAUUUUAAAUCAGUGCUAA
This is a messenger RNA of Ochlerotatus camptorhynchus, 10676 nucleotides long. Its product is annotated as integral membrane protein GPR180-like. NCBI's taxonomy places the organism in Eukaryota, Metazoa, Arthropoda, Insecta, Diptera, Culicidae. Gene Ontology annotation, biological process: G protein-coupled receptor signaling pathway; response to pheromone. The record is from RefSeq and is a predicted model, not a curated record. The coding region runs from base 409 to 2100 and encodes 563 amino acids. The transcript is spliced from 7 exons.